AUGACUGACUGUGAGUUUGCUUAUAUUUACCUGCUGGCCCAGGACUAUCUGAAGUACGUCCUGCAGAUACCACAACCUGGAACGGGCCCAAGCAAAACGUCUAGAGUGCUACAAAAUGUUGCUUUCUCCGUUCAGAAAGAAGUGGAAAAGAAUUUGAAGCCAUGCUUGGACAAUUUUGAUGUUGUUUCCAUAGAUACUGCCAGAAUAAUAUUCCACCAAGUGAUGGAGAAAGAAUUUGAAGAUGGCAUCAUUAACUGGGGACGGAUUGUGACCAUAUUUGCUUUUGGAGGUGUUCUCAUCAAGAAACUUCUAAGAGAACGAAUUAACCCAGAUGUGGAUACUUACAAGGAGAUUUCUUAUUUUGUUGCUGAGUUCAUAACAAAUAACACAGCAGACUGGAUAAAGCAGAAUGGAGGCUGGGAAAAUGGCUUUGUAAAGAAGUUUGAACCUAAAUCUGGCUGGCUGAAUUUUCUGGAAGUUAUAGGAAAGGUCUGUGAAAUACUACUACUCCUGAAGCAAUACUACUGA
Elephantulus edwardii (Cape elephant shrew) is the source of this 528-nucleotide messenger RNA. RefSeq names its product BCL2-related protein A1 (gene BCL2A1). Gene Ontology annotation, cellular component: mitochondrial outer membrane. Gene Ontology annotation, molecular function: channel activity; protein heterodimerization activity; protein homodimerization activity. The coding region runs from base 1 to 528 and encodes 175 amino acids. NCBI's taxonomy places the organism in Eukaryota, Metazoa, Chordata, Mammalia, Macroscelidea, Macroscelididae. Gene Ontology annotation, biological process: mitochondrial fusion; intrinsic apoptotic signaling pathway in response to DNA damage; release of cytochrome c from mitochondria. The transcript has 2 exons. The record is from RefSeq and is a predicted model, not a curated record.